AGAUAUUGCAAUAACGCCUUGUGCGAACCACGAACGUGCCGUUUCAUCAUUGCACGGCAGUACUUGUAUACAAUAGUGACUUUUGGAGCAGCUCUGAUAAUCUGCUGUUUUCUGGUCCUUAUCAAGCGCACAUUCUUACGAGCAUCGGACUCCAAAAUUGGACUUGCAAACAAGACUCCUUUUCCAUCGCCGCACAAGCCGAUGUUGUACUGUACUGACUCGCCACCAACUGAAAUGGCCCCUCCAUACCUACGACCUGUCAAUAUGAGCAGUGGGCUUGUGUCGUCGCCAACUCCAAACAUUCAACUACCGGCCAUUCCUUGCACACCUGUUCGGCCUGCUCCAAAGCGUCCAGUACACUUGACAUUGGACUCGCCGAUUCCGGUACCACAGGACGCAAUCGCUACCUCCGACUAUGUGCCUAUGAAUCCUCCAAAAGCGACUAGAAUCGCACAGAAAAGUGGUGAGGCUUUUCGCUUGCCAUCGAUUUCACCAAAUCGUCCGAAGAUCAGUGAUCCGAUACCGCUGAUAGUUGCAGGCAAAGCAGUUAAUAUCCGUGCUGAAAGUCCUACCACUACUGCUCAAGCGAAACCUUCCCAGAAUUUCAUUGCCACUCUAGAAGACACACUGAAAGCGCAAGCACAGGAACGCAAAGCCAGAUUUUCGCCUGAUACAAAAAUUUCAACCUUGCCAAAACCUCCGGUACCUAGUAGGUCGGAGAAACCUGUGUUACGGAUCUUCAACGACUCUCCAAAGGAACAAAUUUACGACUUGCCAGCUGUUGACUCAUAA
This is a messenger RNA of Ostertagia ostertagi, 792 nucleotides long. Lineage: Eukaryota; Metazoa; Nematoda; Chromadorea; Rhabditida; Trichostrongylidae. The record is from the annotation of a GenBank genome assembly.